CACCAGAAAGAAGUCGGAUCUGAAUGACUGCACACUUAUUGUUGUGAAUAUUUUGAAAUGAAAUACUUUAUUAUAUUAUUAGUGGUGCAUUUAUGUAAUGCAGUUAUUUAUAAGCUCAAUGAUACUGAGUUAGAUCGAUUUCCUCCUGUAUACUAUCUGGAUGACUAUGACAAAUGCCUACGCAAACCAAAUGCUGUUUACUGCACUGUUGAUGCCAAUCUGGUGUCGGAUACACCUAGUGAUUUACUUACUAUUAUUCAGGAAUAUUCCCAACAUCGAAAUAUUCAUUUUAAUCACUCAUAUAUAACAUACGGGAUUUGCCUUACAUCAACAUGUAAUAACUAUACAAAUUUGGACCGAAAACAGAACCUUGAGAAAUGCCUUAACGAAACACUUUUGAAGGAUUAUUCACUUAAAGCAAGAGUUAGAGAGCUAUCUUGCGCUAAACGCGAUGAAUUUCAAGUGGACGCGUUAGAUAUAGUCGCUGCAUUCAUAUUUUUCAGUAUAUUAUUCAUGAAUGUCAUAGGAACCGUGAAUGAUGUAUUUACAAAGGAACAUUCUGGUUUUAGUUUAUUGAGAUGUUUCUCGAUUCGUAGAAAUUGGAAUAAAUUAGUUGAUACCAGCGAAAAGAAUGCGUCGCUACAAAAUAGAUUGAAGUGCCUUGAUGGAUUAAGGACAAUCCUUCUAAUAGCAAUAUUGAUUGGUCAUGCUUUUAUCACAAGUUUAGUAAAAGUUUCCAACACAUCCGUGGUAGAGAAGAUUUUUGACUUCACACCAGUGCAUUUUCUGUUGAAUUUGCCGUUAACUAUGUGUUGCUUCUUCUUUAUAUCAAGCUUUGUGCUUGCGUAUAAUUUGCAAACCAGUGACGACAACAACGAAACUUGGACAUGUAUUGGAAAACGAAUCCUCAAACGAUGGUGCAGAUUAACACCUGCUUACGCCGUUGCCCUUUUGUUUAUUAUGACCUGGUACAGACAUCAAGGAGAUGGACCUUUUUGGAUGAAUAUUUACAAGGACAGGAUAGAACCAUGUCGAAGUAUCGGAUGGUAUAACAUGCUAUACGUAAAUAAUUUCGUCGAUGGUUCAGUAUGCAUGGCGCACGGUUGGUAUUUAGCAGCUGAAAUGCAGUUACAUCUUCUUGGACUUGUUGUAUGCAUCUUUUUCAAAGGCCUACCGAGAAUACGUGUUCUAAUUGUACUGUUUAUUAUUGGGUUACUCAUACCAGGGGUACUCACCUACAUUUAUGACCUGGAUAUGCAGUUAACACCAUCUGCCGAGUUAUUUCGCCAGUACUUCCUGCCAGACCCAACCUUUCGCCAUGUGUAUCGGCAUAGUUUUACCAACAUAGCAUGCUAUGUCAUGGGUCUCGCAAUGGGACUCCUGACAUAUAAAUUGCAAAGGACGAAUUUUGAUAUUCAGAAUUAUAAGAAAUGGAUUCCUCUAUAUUAUUCAGCAAUAUUAUUAAAUACGGGCAUUAUGUAUUCAGCAUCGUUAAAUUACCAGGAAAGACCCCGCUUGUCCAUUACUACACGAGUGAUUAUGUCAGCAGUAAUGAAACCGCUGCUGACCGCCAGCACUAGCGUCCUUGCUUUUGGUGCAAUUUUUAAAUAUGAAAGAAGUCUCUGCGGUCUUCUUGAAUGGCGAGGAUGGACUGUGCUGAACAGACUUGGUUAUUGUUGCUACUUAAUUAAUUUACCUUUUAUAGAUUAUCUUCUUGGCUCUGAAGCUUUGAUACGAACAGGAUAUAUUGUGAAGGUCACGGCGUCCUUUGGAAUUGUCACCGUGACAUUUACGCUGGCGCUAUUUUUGUGGCUUCUUGUUGAAAACCCCUUUGCCCUAAUAACAAAUGAGUUCUUCAAACAACGAAAACACGUUGGGAAUGGCUCAAUUUCGAAUAAAAUGGGCAAUGGACGGACUACUUUAAACAAAGUCGGCAAUGGGACAUCUUCGAACAAUGUCGGCAAUGGGACAUCUUCGAACAAUGUCGGCAAUGGGACAUUUUCAAACAAUGUCGGUAAUGGCACAUCUUUAAACAAAGUCGGCAAUGGGACAUCUUCGAACAAUGUCGGCAAUAGGACAUUUUCAAACAAUGUCGGUAAUAGCACAUCUUUAAACAAAGUCGGCAAUGGGACAUCUUCAAACAAAGUCGGCAAUGGGACAUCUUCGAAUAAUGUCGGCAAUGGGACAUCUUCAAACAUUGUCGGCAAUGGGACAUCUUCGAACAAUGUCGGCAAUGGGACAUUUUUAAACAAUGUCUGUAAUGGCAUAUCUUCGAACAUUGUCGGCAAUGGGACAUCUUCAAACAUUGUCGGCAAUGGGACAUUUUCAAACAAUGUCGGUAAUGGCACAUCUUUAAACAAAGUCGGCAAUGGGACAUCUUCAAACAAAGUCGGCAAUGGGACAUCUUCGAAUAAUGUCGGCAAUGGGACAUCUUCAAACAUUGUCGGCAAUGGGACAUCUUCGAACAAUGUCGGCAAUGGGACAUUUUUAAACAAUGUCUGUAAUGGCAUAUCUUCGAACAUUGUCGGCAAUGGGACAUCUUCGAACAAUGUCGGCAAUGGGACAUCUUCAAACAAUGUCGGUAAUGGCACAUCUUUAAACAAAGUCGGCAAUGGCACAUCUUCGAACAAUGUCGGCAAUGGGACAUCUUCGAACAAUGUCGGCAAUGAUAUAUAUUUAUGUGACACAACGGUUAGCGGCAGUGCUUCUGACAAAAAAAAUAUAUAGAUGGAAAUUGAUUCAAGUACAUAAAGUUAAUUAUUUAUACCCUUUCUGCACGGCAGUGAGGCUGAACACCUACUUGCCUAUCAGAUUGACAAAUGA
Pieris napi is the source of this 2823-nucleotide messenger RNA. Its product is annotated as nose resistant to fluoxetine protein 6-like. The transcript has 13 exons. Lineage: Eukaryota; Metazoa; Arthropoda; Insecta; Lepidoptera; Pieridae. The record is from RefSeq and is a predicted model, not a curated record. The coding region runs from base 58 to 2727 and encodes 889 amino acids. Gene Ontology annotation, molecular function: acyltransferase activity, transferring groups other than amino-acyl groups.